CCCGUCUGUUUCAUAUUUAUAUAAAAAUGAAAAUAAAAAUAUAACUGUUACAUCCUUGCACAAGAUAGAAAUUCAAAUAUUUUUUCAAUUUUUUUUUUUUUGAAAUUUAAUCUGCUUUUUUCCCGAUUGUAAUUAAGUACGUUUAAUAAUGACAUAUUAAUCUAUAUAUUUUUUUCCCAAAUUAAAAUUUGCGCCAGGCUGAAUCAAACCUCAGCUCUGUUAUCUGAUCUCUUCUCUUCGGUUAAAUCAAAAUUGAGAUGCCACAAACCCUCGACUCCUGACUCUCGCUUGGAGUUUCAGAUCGAGCUCAAAUUAUUUCUCACUCAAGAAUUUCAAUGGGAUACCACUCAAACAAAACUAAAAAAUUCAGAAAGAAAAAACUCUCAUCGGAAUCCUCAACCUCCAUUGACCAUUCCUCUGCCACAUUGUCAUCACCGUCCUCCUCUGAUGAAUUUGAGUCCUCAAAACGGCACAAACGAACCCAUAAACGACGACAUGGUAAACGGGAAGAGGGUCGUAAAAGCAAGAAAUCGCGAAGAGAUUAUAAAGAGGAGAAGAAGAAGCAUACUAAAGAAACAAGAAAGGAGAAAAGAAGAGAGAAAAAUAAAAGAAGGUAUGGAUCAGACGACCAAGGUGGGUCCGGAUCGGAGGAGUCGGAACCUGAGAGACGAUGGGAGACUCCAGAGGUUGUGGCUAAAUAUAUAUUAAAGGAGUUUCCGGGUGUUUCUGGGGACUUGGAACAGCUUUUGCAAAUGAUUGACGACGGACAAGCUGUUGAUAUAAGCGGAUUAUCCGAAAAGUCGUUGGUCAAGCAUCUCAGAAAGCUGUUCAUGUCCUUGAAUCUUAAAGAAAGUGGCAAUCUCGUUUUUCUGCUUCCAUCAAAAGUGGGUCCUACAUUGGAGGUUGUUGGACCAAUUAUCCGCUCUCAUGCCCAACCUCAAAAGCAGCCACUUAAUUAUCCAGUAUCACAGACAGAGGACUCCAUGAUGGCAGAUUCAGAAUGCAAAAAUAUGACUGAAAAUGAUUUGAAUGAUAAAAAGGAAGAUUCUGUUGGUCCAAAAAGGAGGAUGAUUGGACCUGAAAUGCCAUCAGCUGAGUUGCUUUCUGUAGCAGCUAAAUUAACUGAAGCUGAAGCUGAACUGAGAGAGGCUGAGUUGGACGAAGACACCGAAUUAUUUAUUGGACCUCCACCUCCUGCUGUGGUCACUGAAGCUGAGUCUGCAAAUGAGGCAGAGCGUUUUGAAGAGAUUACAAGGAUCAUGGGUGCUGAGGAUGAUAGUCCAUACGAUGUUCUUAGUGUCAACAAAAAUAUGUCAGCUGAAAACAUAAAGAAAAGGUACUGGAAGUUGUCUCUUAUGGUGCACCCUGACAAAUGUUCUCACCCACAAGCCCAUCAAGCAUUCGUUAAAUUGAACAAAGCUUUUAAAGAUUUGCAAGAUCCAGAUAAGAGAAAAGCGUUGGACGAGAAAAUAACACUCAAGGAGGAACAAGAGGAAUUUAAGGCAGAAUUGAAAGCCAUGCGUGAGGCUGCACAAUGGAGACGUUUACAAGGUAUAACCAUGGAGGGUGAUGACAUCCUCUUGGCUGAGAUGGAUGUUAAAGUCGCGCCAAAAAGAGAAGAAUGGAUGACAACAUUACCACCUGAAAGAAAACCUGGUAUGACCAUGCAGUCGACAAGGUUUAGCAAGAGCUCGAAAGAAGGACGAGGUGAUACCAGUGCCUGGACGGAUACUCCUUCAGAAAAGGCUCAGAGAGCAAAGAUGAAUUACUUAGAAGCCUACAAUGAGGCUACUGCAAUUGCUUCGAAGGAGCAUGAAAAGAAAACUGUAAAUAUGGAUGCUGAAUUGGUGGACCAGUAUAAUAAAGCAAAACGAUCAAAGUCAUUGGUUGAAAAGAAUAAAGAAUCUGCCAAGAGUAGUUCAAAGAAAAAGUCGAAGCAGGAAGCAGUGAAAGAGGAAUGGGAGGGAAAACAUCCAUGGAAACCUUGGGAUCGGGAAAAUGAUUUGACUGCAGGAAGGCAAAAAGUUAAAUUAGACGCUGAAAACAUGGCUGCAGGUCUGACUUCCAGAUUUGCCUCAGGAUCCUUUCAAAGAAACUUCCUCUAGAGUGUUGAUUAUAUUGAGUCGAUGGAUUCAGCAUGACGAGUUAGUUUGUUCUUCAAGCUUCGUUGUUGUCUAGAGCUCUUGUGCUGAAUCUGUUUUAAAGAUUAUCAUAGUUUUUUUAUUCUCUUAAUACUUGCAUGUUAGUUAUUGUAGCUCCAUCUAUAGCGCAUGUUCGGUACACACUGAACACGAAUAUUAUAAUGAAUAAGAUUUCAGCAUUGUUGUUUUCAUCA
Messenger RNA from Olea europaea var. sylvestris, 2335 nucleotides. RefSeq lists its product as uncharacterized. The transcript has 12 exons. The record is from RefSeq and is a predicted model, not a curated record. Lineage: Eukaryota; Viridiplantae; Streptophyta; Magnoliopsida; Lamiales; Oleaceae. Bases 336 to 2105 code for a protein of 589 amino acids.